AUGGUGCUGGGCGCCAACGCCAAGGCGAGGGAUCGGAAUGGCACCACCAUGCUGCAUAGCGCCUGCCGCAGCGGGAGCUUCCUCAUGGCCCAGGAGCUGCUGAAGCGUGGGCUGCCGCUGGAUGCCUCCGACUCCGCUGGCUGGACGCCUUUGCACGUGGCGGCCGUGAUGGGUCGUGCGGGCCCGAGUGCCUUUGAAGGUUGCAGCUCAUUGGCAAGUGUGACCAUUCCCAACGCCGUGAUCCGGAUACAAAACUCUGCCUUCGAAGGCAGAGAGCUGACCCUGCUGCUCCUCCAGGCCCAGGGCAACCCCCACUCGCACAACAAGCGGGGGGCCACGCCGCUGGAUCUCUGCGGGGACAUCUCCACCCGCGAGGCGUUGCGCACCUAUGCCGCCAAAGUGCCGGCGUCCACGCGCUCGCUGACCCCGCUGGAGGACUUCCAGUCCCUGUCCCGGGUCCAGGGCGAAGUGGGCGAAGACCCCUCAGCCACCUGCGAGCCCUUCUUCGUGCCGCGGCAGCCCAUCUUUGACGACCAGGCGAGAGAGUUGACGUGCGAGGUGGCUGAGUUUGGGUUUGGUUGGGGUUGGUGGGUUUUGGGUGCGGGGUUGGUUGAGGUCAGUUUAGGGUUUAGGGUUGGUUUAGGGAUAGUUCAGGGUUGCUUUAGGCUUGGUUCGAGUUUUGGCUUGAUUUUGGGUGGUUUAGGAUAA
Effrenium voratum is the source of this 708-nucleotide messenger RNA. NCBI's taxonomy places the organism in Eukaryota, Dinophyceae, Suessiales, Symbiodiniaceae. The record is from the annotation of a GenBank genome assembly.